AGAGCGCGGCGUGGUCUGGGCCUUUCAGCGUCCUCACUAGGUCAGCUGCUCUGGUGGGUAGAAGAAAGCCGCUCCCAUUCCCGGAAGGAAGGUCUCCUACAGAAAGGGAAGGAGGUCCCCUCACCAUGUGGCUGUCCGUGGCGGCCCUUGUGGGCCUGUACUACCUCCUGCGCUGGUACUGGGAGAGGCAGGUGGUGAGCCACCUCCAGGACAAGUACGUCUUCAUCACGGGCUGUGACUCGGGCUUCGGGAACCUGCUGGCCAGGCAGCUGGACCUGCGAGGCUUGAGGGUGCUGGCCGCGUGUCUGACAGAGGAGGGGGCCCAGCAGCUGAGAGGCCAGACGUCAGACAGGCUGGAGACGGUGAUCCUGGACAUCACCAAGACAGAGAGCAUCUCUCUGGCCGCACAGUGGGUGAAGGAGCGUGUGGGAGACAGAGGACUCUGGGGCCUGGUCAACAAUGCAGGCAUUUUUCACCCACAUUGCUACAGUGAGUGGCUGAAGAUGGAGGACUAUAUGGAUGUCCUCAAAGUGAACCUCAUUGGUUUGAUUGAGUUGACCGUGAGCAUGCUUCCCUUGGUGAGGAGAGCACGGGGGAGGAUUGUUAAUGUCUCCAGCAUUCUGGGAAGAAUUGCUUUCUUUGGAGGAGUCUACUGUAGCUCCAAGUAUGGAGUAGAAGCCUUUUCAGAUGUUCUCAGGCGUGAGCUUCAACAUUUUGGGGUGAAAAUCAGCAUAGUUGAACCUGGCUACUUCAGAACCGGAAUGACAGAAUCACAGCGGUGCUUAGAGAAACUAAAGCAAGCCUGGGAAGAAGUCCCUGUGCAUAUUAAGGAAGCCUAUGGACAGAAGUUUUUUGAUACCCAUUACGAUGGUGUUAAACAAGGGCUGUUGAAAUGUAGCACAAACCUGAACCUGGUCACUGACUGCAUGGAACAUGCUUUGACAUCUGUGCAUCCCCGCACUCGAUAUUCAGCUGGCUGGGACUCUCUGUUUUUCUUCAUUCCUCUAUCUUAUUUACCCACAUCACUGUCAGACUACAUAUUGACUAGAUCUUGGCCCAAACCAGCCCAGGCAGUCUAAAGAAAACUGGUGUGAUGGCUCUUGAAAUGAAGAAGACAGAAGUCUGAAAUUGAUAAUUAGUGUCUCAGUAAUCCUUAUUAGGAACUAACAUGUUUAUAUUCCAGAUAUCCAAAGCUUAUUCCUUGAGGUGAUGAAUUUUUACUAUUUUAAGCAUUUUUGAUGAGAAUAUUUCCAAAAUACAUCAUUCUUUGCCUAUGAAACAGAGUAGACUGAAAACAGUUCAACUUGUUUGGAUAUUAUUUCCUUAUGUAAAUGAAUAGUUCUGUGCUAUGAUACACUAUUGCUCGAGGACUAUUGAGAAAUAAAGGGCCUGU
Molecule: messenger RNA, 1393 nt
Organism: Callorhinus ursinus (northern fur seal)
Lineage: Eukaryota; Metazoa; Chordata; Mammalia; Carnivora; Otariidae
Source: RefSeq, a predicted model, not a curated record